Messenger RNA from Laccaria bicolor S238N-H82, 180 nucleotides. RefSeq lists its product as uncharacterized. The record is from RefSeq and is a predicted model, not a curated record. The annotation marks the transcript as partial. Lineage: Eukaryota; Fungi; Basidiomycota; Agaricomycetes; Agaricales; Hydnangiaceae. Gene Ontology annotation, cellular component: mitochondrial inner membrane. The transcript is spliced from 3 exons.
GGUCCAGGAUUUCACCCACAUCUUCCCGGUGCAGGAUACAACUUCUUAGCGAAGGCUCUUGGAGCUUCAAUGUGGUUCUUCAUUUUCUACCGGGCCAGGCAAGAUGGAGGAAAACUACUGGGUAUACAUCCUUGGGAUAGCCACGGCCAUGGGCAUGGCGCACAUGAAGACCACCAUUGA